Messenger RNA from Penicillium brevicompactum, 3270 nucleotides. RefSeq lists its product as uncharacterized. Gene Ontology annotation, molecular function: protein binding; glycerophosphocholine phosphodiesterase activity. NCBI's taxonomy places the organism in Eukaryota, Fungi, Ascomycota, Eurotiomycetes, Eurotiales, Aspergillaceae. Gene Ontology annotation, biological process: glycerophospholipid catabolic process. Bases 1 to 3270 code for a protein of 1089 amino acids. The transcript is spliced from 8 exons. The record is from RefSeq and is a predicted model, not a curated record.
AUGGGAACCUUGCGACGCAACGUCACACCUGUGAUACACCCGAUUACCCGCGAUAUCGAGUUGACCCUCUUACUUGAGACCUGUCCCGGACGCCGUCUGAGUACCCCUGCGCUCUCUCGCUUCCCAGAGCUCGGGAGAGCUGAAGCUCUCUCCGAGAGACCAUCAUUGUCCAGGAAGUUCGGCAAACAGAUCCAGCGCAGGCAGCUAGAUCUCCCUGAAUAUGCCGCGAGCUUCGUGAACUACAAGGCCUUGAAGAAGCUUAUCAAGCAAUUGAGUGCCACCCCCAACAUCCCCGCACAAAGAACCGCCGAGGAAAUCGCACGAGACAAUGCGGAUCCUCAGGCUGCCUUGCGCGCAAACAAGGAGGUCUUCUUCUUCAGAUUGGAACGAGAGAUUGAGAAAGUCAAUGCUUUCUACUUGCAAAAGGAACAAGAGUUCACUCUGCGUUUGAAGACACUGGUAGAUAAGAAGCGGGUGAUACAGUCCCGCACCGGCUCGAAUUCGAAAGCGCCCUCGAAUUUCGUUGCGCUAUUUGAAGGAUUCCAGCAAUUCGACGGCGACCUGAACAAACUCCAACAAUUCGUCGAGAUCAACGAGACGGCUGUCUCGAAAAUUCUCAAGAAAUGGGAUAAAACCUCCAAAUCUCGCAUGAAAGAGCUAUAUCUCCACCGUGCUGUGGAAGUUCAACCGUGUUUCAACAGAGAGGUUCUCCGCGACCUUGCAGACCGAGCGACCACUGCGCGACUCGAGCUGGAGGCUUGGGCCGAGGGAGAGAACAUACAAUACGAUGCCUCCCGUCCGGCAGACCGUAACACCUUUGCCGGCAGCGAAGAGGAUGAGCUAGACACUCAGAUGCUGCAGUCUGCAUCCACAGGCAAUCUACAGACGCUACGAGAAUGGCUGGUGCGGUUACAGACAUUACCUGAUGCCCGCGAGCGUGCAACGCGCACUUUCCUGACUGCCAUCAACGGCUUUUCGGACGAUGUGCUUGCGCUUCUGUUGGAGAGCGGACUGGUGGACAUCCACGCCGAAGACGAUAUCAACGAGCGCAACUGUCUGCACGAAGCUGCCAUCUCCGGUCGGGACUUCGUCUUCAAAGCUGGUCUCAAGGCGUCUGUGGACUUCUCCCGCUCAGAUGUCUAUGGUCGCAUUCCUCUCCACUAUGCCUGCAGGAACGGCCGCGCUGAUAUGGUGCGGGACUUGCUCCAGGCAGGCCCCGAAACGGUCGAUUUCCUGGACCAUGACAAUUUCACACCUUUGAUCCACAGUAUUGUUAAGAGCCAGCUGGCAUGCGCCCAACAUGUGCUCCAGAGCAAUGCCCGUGUUGAUCCGGUGUCGAUGCAGGAGCCAGAUCAUAUUCCUUUAAAUUUGGCUUGUCAACAUGGCUCCCUUCCCAUUGUGAAGAUGCUGCUUGAGCGCAACGCCAAGUUGCUGCCUGAUGCCGAGGGGCUUUACCCCCAACAUAUGGUUGCGCGUGCCUCACAAUCGCCCGAUAUACUGUUACUGCUGAAGCACCACGGCGCAGAUCUUGACCAGAAGGAUAAGCUCUACCAAUGGACUCCAUUGUUCCAUGCCGCCAGCGAGGGCUGUGUUCCCUGCUUACGCACACUUCUUGAGUGUGGCGUGGACUCACAAGUCGCAGAUGAAAAGGGUCUGUCGGCCAUGUAUUAUGCUGCCUGGGAGGGGCAUCUGGAAUGUAUGCUUCUGCUUUGGGCCCAGCCAGCCCGGGGUAAAGCCUCAAUGGGACCGCUUGAUAUCCUGAACGGUGUUCGGAUGUCAGAACCUGGUCUCAUGGGUGAGCCGAUGUCUACAGACCCCAGUGCCUCCGAGAUGGAGAUGAUCGAUGGUAUCCCAGACCUCGAGCUGCCACCUCCCAUCAUUCCGCUCCGUCGCUACGGCCACAACUUCCUCGACAAGAAGGUCUUUAUCCAGCUUUUGUUCGACCAAAACAAUGUCAGCUCUAUUGCCUUCGACCAGGCUGGUCGCCACCCGGCAGCUCGUAUGACCAUAUCUUCCAAGCUCUCCGAUGUGAUUCCACGCACUAUCAUGCUCCCCAUGCAGGAAGAUGCACGCUCGAUCUCUUUCCACAUAGAUCAACUGGACACCUUUGCUGUGGAUUUCGAGAUCUUCCCUACAUUUGGCUCAAAGGUCAUCGCGAAGAGCGUUGCCCUCCCAGAUAUCUUCCGCGCCGAGACCUCCAGCACCGGCUCAGCCUGUCUCCCUCUCUUCGAUCCUCGACUCCGUGGUAUCGGCCAGCUGCGCUUCAAUUUCCAGGUUAUCAAGCCGUACCACGGCGAUCCCCUGGAAAUCACCCACUUUGCCACAUAUUGGAAGGCAACCAGUGCGCAAGAUUCAGAGCACAACGGCUUCGUCACCGGAUCCAGUCUGUCAGGCGACUAUGUUCAGCUCUUUGUGCAGUUGACUCGGGAUCGUGUUGCCGUUCUGUACCCGCAGUUCUUGAUUAAUCACCAUGGAAUCGAAAUCCCGGUGUGCCAAUUGACCUAUGCGGAGUUCCAGUCCAUGGCGGCGGAGCGCGGUAUCAGCCAAUCUCAGAUCCUCGAGUUCUUGUCCACAGAUGCAGCCAACGAUAUGCCCAAGACUCACCGUCUCAUCGCAGCUUCGUUCCUGUCAUUACGAGACGUCCUCCGCCAACUCCCGAUUGACUUAAAUGUCAACAUCUCUCUUCUCUACCCAACCCCUUCAGACGAAAAGAAACUCGUCAUGACUUCUUUGGCAGAUGUCAAUACUUUCGCGGAUGCUAUUCUGACUGAUGUCUUUGACCACGCUCGCGCGGCCAGAGAUCAGAACCCCGACUUCAUGCGCUCUGUUGCAUUCACUUCAUACAACCCCAACAUUUGUAGUGCACUCAACUGGAAACAACCCAACUAUCCCGUUCUUCUCUGCAAUGACCUUGGCCAGAUCCGUGACCUUGCUGGCAAUGUCGACUCCAUGUCUCAUGUCGACAGCAGUGGUCGCGCAUCGAUGUCUAUCAAGGAGUCUGCACGUAUCGCCCAAAGCAAUAACUUCAUGGGAUUGAUCUGCAGAUCUAGUCUAUUGAAUGUCGUCCCGGCUCUUGUGGAAACCAUCAAAGAGCUCGGUCUCGUCCUGGUGGCCGACACAUCCGAUGAGACUGGCCAGUCCGACCGAGUCGAAGAACUGCCUACCGACCCAAUGGGCGUUGCAGAAUGGGCUUACCGCAUGCCGGAUGGUGUCAACGGCGUCAUGAAAGCCAACGGCAUCCUUCGGUUUAACGACAUGAUUGACAUGUAA